Molecule: messenger RNA, 13658 nt
Organism: Caenorhabditis auriculariae
Lineage: Eukaryota; Metazoa; Nematoda; Chromadorea; Rhabditida; Rhabditidae
Source: the annotation of a GenBank genome assembly
AUGUCAACAACUUCCGGUUUUCAAUGGCUACUGCAUUUUUCUAUUCAGUAGAAGCUUUCAACAAUGAAACCAGUUUCAACUAGACUGUAGUCUGAAAAGUCACGUGUAAGCAAUUGACAGAACGACCUGCGCAAAAUAAAUUUUUUUGAAAAGCCAGCGAACAAUUAUUGUUUUCUUUAACAGACGACUGCACUGAACGUAAAAGUGAAUGCAUUGAAAAGAACGAGACAAAUUUUUUUCCACAAAAAAAACUCGAACAUAAUGAAUGUUCUUGUUUCUAUUUUAUUAACCUUUUCGCAGACCUCACCAUUGACAAAUUGAUCUUUUAACGCUGACCAUUUCUUUUAACACUAGUUCAGAAUAAUACGUCGAAGGGAGAAAAUGAAGCGAACCCAGCCCCUAAAUCGUUUUGAGCAUUUGAAGAGUCUCUUCUUCGACUCCGAAAAAAACUGAAGUUAAAAUUUUUCCGUACUCGUUCAGCACUGACUGGCGUCCUGCGCAAAGGUGUAUUCCAGGGACGAAGGACAGCUUUCGCUUACGACCACAUCACGUUGAAAACACGCCAUCCCGUCCGAUCUGGCAAGUUAAGCAACGUUGGGAGCCGGUAGUACUUGGAUCGGAGACGGCUUGGGAAUUCGGCUUGCCGUAAGCUUUUUUUGCUUUUCUUUUCCAUCCAAAAAUAUUAAAUUACAAGUUUUUUUAAGGAGUCUGAAGUUUCUGAGUUGCUUUAUAAUUUUGAAGAGUUGGCUUGAGAAGAAAUUCACUUUUAUUUUUUUGUGUAUUUCGAGAAGCCAUGUCUGUUUGCUCUUUUACACGAACUCUUUCUAUGAAACCAAAAAAUAAAAUUGAAAAUUGAGAAAUUCCGAAUUUUUCCGAAUUCGUUCAGCACUGACUGGCGUCCUGCGCAAAGGUGUAUUCCAGGGACGAAGGACAGCAUUCGCUUACGACCACAUCACGUUGAAAACACGCCAUCCCGUCCGAUCUGGCAAGUUAAGCAACGUUGAGAGCCGGUAGUACUUGGAUCGGAGACGGCUUGGGAAUUCGGCUUGCCGUAAGCUUUUUGCUUUUUCUUUUCCAUCCAAAAAAAUAUCAAAUUACAAGUUUUUUUAAGGAGUCUGAAGUUUCUGAGUUGCUUUUAUAAUUUUGAAGAGUUGGCUUUGAGAAGAAAUUCACUUUUUAUUUUUUUGUGUAUUUCUAGAAGCCAUGUCUGUUUGCUCUUUUACACGAACUCUUUCUAUGAAACCAAAAAAAUAAAAAUUGAAAAAUUGAGAAAUUCCGAAUUUUUUUCCGAAUUCGUUCAGCACUGACUGGCGUCCUGCGCGAGGGUGUAUUCCAGGGACGAAGGACAGCAUUCGCUUACGACCACAUCACGUUGAAAAACACGCCAUCCCGUCCGAUCUGGCAAGUUAAGCAACGUUGAGAGCCGGUAGUACUUGGAUCGGAGACGGCUUGGGAAUUCGGCUUGCCGUAAGCUUUUUGCUAUUUCUUUUUCCAUCCAAAAAAAUAUUAAAUUUUCAAGUUUUUUUAAGGAGUCUGAAGUUUCUGAGUUGCUUUAUAAUUUUUGAAGAGUUGGCUUGAGAAGAAAUUCACUUUUUAUUUUUUUUGUGUAUUUCUAGAAGCCAUGUCUGUUUGCUCUUUUACACGAACUCUUUCUAUGAAAACCAAAAAAAUAAAAAUUGAAAAAUUGAGAAAUUCCGAAUUUUUUUCCGAAUUCGUUCAGCACUGACUGGCGUCCUGCGCGAGGGUGUAUUCCAGGGACGAAGGACAGCAUUCGCUUACGACCACAUCACGUUGAAAAACACGCCAUCCCGUCCGAUCUGGCAAGUUAAGCAACGUUGAGAGCCGGUAGUACUUGGAUCGGAGACGGCUUGGGAAUUCGGCUUGCCGUAAGCUUUUUGCUAUUCUUUUUCCAUCCAAAAAAAUAUUAAUUUUCAAGUUUUUAAGGAGUCUGAAGUUUCUGAGUUGCUUUAUAAUUUUGAAGAGUUGGCUUGAGAAGAAAUUCACUUUUAUUUUUUUUGUGUAUUUCUAGAAGCCAUGUCUGUUUGCUCUUUUUACACGAACUCUUUCUAUGAAAACCAAAAAAAUUGAAAAUUGAGAAAUUCCGAAUUUUUCCGAAUUCGUUCAGCACUGACUGGCGUCCUGCGCGAGGGUGUAUUCCAGGGACGAAGGACAGCAUUCGCUUACGACCACAUCACGUUGAAAACACGCCAUCCCGUCCGAUCUGGCAAGUUAAGCAACGUUGAGAGCCGGUAGUACUUGGAUCGGAGACGGCUUGGGAAUUCGGCUUGCCGUAAGCUUUUUGCAAUUCUUUUCCAUCCAAAAAUGUUAAUUUUCAAGUUUUUAAGGAGUCUGGAGUUUCUCAGUUACUUUAUAAUUUUGAAGAGUUGGCUUGAGAAGAAAUUUAUCUUUUUAUUUUUUUGUUUCUGUAUUUCUGAAGACUCGCUUUUGUUUGAGCUUCUGCAACACUUUUUCAAAAAGCCAAUGGGCAAAAAAAAAAUUGAAAAUUGAGAAAUUCCGAAUUUUUCCGAAUUCGUUCAGCACUGACUGGCGUCCUGCGCGAGGGUGUAUUCCAGGGACGAAGGACAGCAUUCGCUUACGACCACAUCACGUUGAAAACACGCCAUCCCGUCCGAUCUGGCAAGUUAAGCAACGUUGAGAGCCGGUAGUACUUGGAUCGGAGACGGCUUGGGAAUUCGGCUUGCCGUAAGCUUUUUGCAAUUUCUUUUCCAUCCAAAAAAAUAUUAAUUUUCAAGUUUUUAAGGAGUCUGAAGUUUCUGAGUUGCUUUAUAAUUUUGAAGAGUUGGCUUGAGAAGAAAUUCACUUUUUAUUUUUUUUGUGUAUUUCUAGAAGCCAUGUCUGUUUGCUCUUUUACACGAACUCUUUCUAUGAAAACCAAAAAAAUUGAAAAAUUGAGAAAUUCCGAAUUUUUUUCCGAAUUCGUUCAGCACUGACUGGCGUCCUGCGCGAGGGUGUAUUCCAGGGACGAAGGACAGCAUUCGCUUACGACCACAUCACGUUGAAAACACGCCAUCCCGUCCGAUCUGGCAAGUUAAGCAACGUUGAGAGCCGGUAGUACUUGGAUCGGAGACGGCUUGGGAAUUCGGCUUGCCGUAAGCUUUUUGCAAUUCUUUUCCAUCCAAAAAAAUAUUAAUUUUCAAGUUUUUUUAAGGAGUCUGAAGUUUCUGAGUUGCUUUAUAAUUUUUGAAGAGUUGGCUUGAGAAGAAAUUCACUUUUAUUUUUUUUGUGUAUUUCUAGAAGCCAUGUCUGUUUGCUCUUUUACACGAACUCUUUCUAUGAAAACCAAAAAAAUUGAAAAUUGAGAAAUUCCGAAUUUUUUUCCGAAUUCGUUCAGCACUGACUGGCGUCCUGCGCGAGGGUGUAUUCCAGGGACGAAGGACAGCAUUCGCUUACGACCACAUCACGUUGAAAAACACGCCAUCCCGUCCGAUCUGGCAAGUUAAGCAACGUUGAGAGCCGGUAGUACUUGGAUCGGAGACGGCUUGAGAAUUCGGCUUGCCGUAAGCUUUUUUUGCAAUUUCUUUUCCAUCCAAAAAAAUAUUAAUUUUCAAGUUUUUUUAAGGAGUCUGAAGUUUCUGAGUUGCUUUAUAAUUUUGAAGAGUUGGCUUGAGAAGAAAUUCACUUUUAUUUUUUUGUGUAUUUCUAGAAGCCAUGUCUGUUUGCUCUUUUACACGAACUCUUUCUAUGAAACCAAAAAAAAAAAAUUGAAAAUUGAGAAAUUCCGAAUUUUUCCGAAUUCGUUCAGCACUGACUGGCGUCCUGCGCGAGGGUGUAUUCCAGGGACGAAGGACAGCAUUCGCUUACGACCACAUCACGUUGAAAACACGCCAUCCCGUCCGAUCUGGCAAGUUAAGCAACGUUGAGAGCCGGUAGUACUUGGAUCGGAGACGGCUUGGGAAUUCGGCUUGCCGUAAGCUUUUUGCUUUUCUUUUUCCAUCCAAAAAAAUAUCAAAUUUUACAAGUUUUUUUAAGGAGUCUGAAGUUUCUGAGUUGCUUUAUAAUUUUGAAGAGUUGGCUUGAGAAGAAAUUCACUUUUUAUUUUUGUGUAUUUCUAGAAGCCAUGUCUGUUUGCUCUUUUACACGAACUCUUUCUAUGAAAACCAAAAAAAUUGAAAAAUUGAGAAAUUCCGAAUUUUUUUCCGAAUUCGUUCAGCACUGACUGGCGUCCUGCGCGAAAGGGUGUAUUCCAGGGACGAAGGACAGCAUUCGCUUACGACCACAUCACGUUGAAAAACACGCCAUCCCGUCCGAUCUGGCAAGUUAAGCAACGUUGAGAGCCGGUAGUACUUGGAUCGGAGACGGCUUGGGAAUUCGGCUUGCCGUAAGCUUUUUUUGCAAUUUCUUUUUCCAUCCAAAAAAAUAUUAAUUUUCAAGUUUUUUUAAGGAGUCUGAAGUUUCUGAGUUGCUUUAUAAUUUUGAAGAGUUGGCUUGAGAAGAAAUUCACUUUUUAUUUUUUUUGUGUAUUUCUAGAAGCCAUGUCUGUUUGCUCUUUUACACGAACUCUUUCUAUGAAAACCAAAAAUUGAAAAAUUGAGAAAUUCCGAAUUUUUUUCCGAAUUCGUUCAGCACUGACUGGCGUCCUGCGCGAGGGUGUAUUCCAGGGACGAAGGACAGCAUUCGCUUACGACCACAUCACGUUGAAAAACACGCCAUCCCGUCCGAUCUGGCAAGUUAAGCAACGUUGAGAGCCGGUAGUACUUGGAUCGGAGACGGCUUGGGAAUUCGGCUUGCCGUAAGCUUUUUGCUUUUCUUUUCCAUCCAAAAAAAUAUCAAAUUUUCAAGUUUAUUUAAGGAGUCUGAAGUUUCUGAGUUGCUUUAUAAUUUUGAAGAGUUGGCUUGAGAAGAAAUUCACUUUUUAUUUUUUUUGUGUAUUUCUAGAAGCCAUGUCUGUUUGCUCUUUUACACGAACUCUUUCUAUGAAAACCAAAAAAAUUGAAAAAUUGAGAAAUUCCGAAUUUUUUUCCGAAUUCGUUCAGCACUGACUGGCGUCCUGCGCGAGGGUGUAUUCCAGGGACGAAGGACAGCAUUCGCUUACGACCACAUCACGUUGAAAAACACGCCAUCCCGUCCGAUCUGGCAAGUUAAGCAACGUUGAGAGCCGGUAGUACUUGGAUCGGAGACGGCUUGGGAAUUCGGCUUGCCGUAAGCUUUUUGCUUUUCUUUUCCAUCCAAAAAUAUUAAUUUUCAAGUUUUUAAGGAGUCUGAAGUUUCUGAGUUGCUUUAUAAUUUUGAAGAGUUGGCUUGAGAAGAAAUUCACUUUUAUUUUUUUGUGUAUUUCUAGAAGCCAUGUCUGUUUGCUCUUUUACACGAACUCUUUCUAUGAAACCAAAAAAUAAAAUUGAAAAAUUGAGAAAUUCCGAAUUUUUUUCCGAAUUCGUUCAGCACUGACUGGCGUCCUGCGCGAGGGUGUAUUCCAGGGACGAAGGACAGCAUUCGCUUACGACCACAUCACGUUGAAAAACACGCCAUCCCGUCCGAUCUGGCAAGUUAAGCAACGUUGAGAGCCGGUAGUACUUGGAUCGGAGACGGCUUGGGAAUUCGGCUUGCCGUAAGCUUUUUUUGCAAUUCUUUUUCCAUCCAAAAAAAUAUUAAUUUUCAAGUUUUUAAGGAGUCUGAAGUUUCUGAGUUGCUUUAUAAUUUUGAAGAGUUGGCUUGAGAAGAAAUUCACUUUUUAUUUUUUUUGUGUAUUUCUAGAAGCCAUGUCUGUUUGCUCUUUUACACGAACUCUUUCUAUAAAACCAAAAAAAUUGAAAAUUGAGAAAUUCCGAAUUUUUUUCCGAAUUCGUUCAGCACUGACUGGCGUCCUGCGCGAAAGGGUGUAUUCCAGGGACGAAGGACAGCAUUCGCUUACGACCACAUCACGUUGAAAAACACGCCAUCCCGUCCGAUCUGGCAAGUUAAGCAACGUUGAGAGCCGGUAGUACUUGGAUCGGAGACGGCUUGGGAAUUCGGCUUGCCGUAAGCUUUUUGCAAUUCUUUUUCCAUCCAAAAAAAUGUUAAUUUUCAAGUUUUUUUAAGGAGUCUGGAGUUUCUCAGUUACUUUAUAAUUUUUGAAGAGUUGGCUUGAGAAGAAAUUCACUUUUUAUUUUUUUUGUGUAUUUCUAGAAGCCAUGUCUGUUUGCUCUUUUACACGAACUCUUUCUAUAAAACCAAAAAAAUUGAAAAUUGAGAAAUUCCGAAUUUUUCCGAAUUCGUUCAGCACUGACUGGCGUCCUGCGCAAAGGUGUAUUCCAGGGACGAAGGACAGCAUUCGCUUACGACCACAUCACGUUGAAAACACGCCAUCCCGUCCGAUCUGGCAAGUUAAGCAACGUUGAGAGCCGGUAGUACUUGGAUCGGAGACGGCUUGGGAAUUCGGCUUGCCGUAAGCUUUUUGCUUUUCUUUUCCAUCCAAAAAAAUAUUAAUUUUCAAGUUUUUUUAAGGAGUCUGAAGUUUCUGAGUUGCUUUAUAAUUUUGAAGAGUUGGCUUGAGAAGAAAUUCACUUUUUAUUUUUUUGUGUAUUUCUAGAAGCCAUGUCUGUUUGCUCUUUUACACGAACUCUUUCUAUGAAAACCAAAAAUUGAAAAAUUGAGAAAUUCCGAAUUUUUUUCCGAAUUCGUUCAGCACUGACUGGCGUCCUGCGCGAGGGUGUACUCCAGGGACGAAGGACAGCAUUCGCUUACGACCACAUCACGUUGAAAACACGCCAUCCCGUCCGAUCUGGCAAGUUAAGCAACGUUGAGAGCCGGUAGUACUUGGAUCGGAGACGGCUUGGGAAUUCGGCUUGCCGUAAGCUUUUUGCUUUUCUUUUCCAUCCAAAAAUAUUAAUUUUCAAGUUUUUAAGGAGUCUGAAGUUUCUGAGUUGCUUUAUAAUUUUGAAGAGUUGGCUUGAGAAGAAAUUCACUUUUAUUUUUUUGUGUAUUUCUAGAAGCCAUGUCUGUUUGCUCUUUUACACGAACUCUUUCUAUGAAACCAAAAAAAAAAAAUUGAAAAUUGAGAAAUUCCGAAUUUUUCCGAAUUCGUUCAGCACUGACUGGCGUCCUGCGCAAAGGUGUAUUCCAGGGACGAAGGACAGCAUUCGCUUACGACCACAUCACGUUGAAAACACGCCAUCCCGUCCGAUCUGGCAAGUUAAGCAACGUUGAGAGCCGGUAGUACUUGGAUCGGAGACGGCUUGGGAAUUCGGCUUGCCGUAAGCUUUUUGCUUUUCUUUUCCAUCCAAAAAUAUCAAAUUACAAGUUAUUAAGGAGUCUGAAGUUUCUGAGUUGCUUUAUAAUUUUUGAAGAGUUGGCUUGAGAAGAAAUUCACUUUUAUUUUUUUGUGUAUUUCUAGAAGCCAUGUCUGUUUGCUCUUUUACACGAACUCUUUCUAUAAAACCAAAAAAUUGAAAAUUGAGAAAUUCCGAAUUUUUCCGAAUUCGUUCAGCACUGACUGGCGUCCUGCGCAAAGGUGUAUUCCAGGGACGAAGGACAGCAUUCGCUUACGACCACAUCACGUUGAAAAACACGCCAUCCCGUCCGAUCUGGCAAGUUAAGCAACGUUGAGAGCCGGUAGUACUUGGAUCGGAGACGGCUUGGGAAUUCGGCUUGCCGUAAGCUUUUUUUGCAAUUCUUUUUCCAUCCAAAAAAAUAUUAAUUUUCAAGUUUUUUUAAGGAGUCUGAAGUUUCUGAGUUGCUUUAUAAUUUUUGAAGAGUUGGCUUGAGAAGAAAUUCACUUUUUAUUUUUUUGUGUAUUUCUAGAAGCCAUGUCUGUUUGCUCUUUUACACGAACUCUUUCUAUGAAAACCAAAAAAAUUGAAAAAUUGAGAAAUUCCGAAUUUUUUUCCGAAUUCGUUCAGCACUGACUGGCGUCCUGCGCAAAGGGUGUAUUCCAGGGACGAAGGACAGCAUUCGCUUACGACCACAUCACGUUGAAAAACACGCCAUCCCGUCCGAUCUGGCAAGUUAAGCAACGUUGAGAGCCGGUAGUACUUGGAUCGGAGACGGCUUGGGAAUUCGGCUUGCCGUAAGCUUUUUGCUUUUCUUUUCCAUCCAAAAAUAUUAAAUUACAAGUUUUUAAGGAGUCUGAAGUUUCUGAGUUGCUUUAUAAUUUUGAAGAGUUGGCUUGAGAAGAAAUUCACUUUUAUUUUUUUGUGUAUUUCUAGAAGCCAUGUCUGUUUGCUCUUUUACACGAACUCUUUCUAUAAAACCAAAAAAUUGAAAAUUGAGAAAUUCCGAAUUUUUCCGAAUUCAUUCAGCACUGACUGGCGUCCUGCGCGAGGGUGUACUCCAGGGACGAAGGACAGCAUUCGCUUACGACCACAUCACGUUGAAAACACGCCAUCCCGUCCGAUCUGGCAAGUUAAGCAACGUUGAGAGCCGGUAGUACUUGGAUCGGAGACGGCUUGGGAAUUCGGCUUGCCGUAAGCUUUUUUUGCUUUUUCUUUUCCAUCCAAAAAAAUAUUAAUUUUCAAGUUUUUAAGGAGUCUGAAGUUUCUGAGUUGCUUUUAUAAUUUUGAAGAGUUGGCUUGAGAAGAAAUUCACUUUUUAUUUUUUUGUGUAUUUCUAGAAGCCAUGUCUGUUUGCUCUUUUUACACGAACUCUUUCUAUGAAACCAAAAAAUUGAAAAUUGAGAAAUUCCGAAUUUUUUUCCGAAUUCGUUCAGCACUGACUGGCGUCCUGCGCAAAGGGUGUAUUCCAGGGACGAAGGACAGCAUUCGCUUACGACCACAUCACGUUGAAAAACACGCCAUCCCGUCCGAUCUGGCAAGUUAAGCAACGUUGAGAGCCGGUAGUACUUGGAUCGGAGACGGCUUGGGAAUUCGGCUUGCCGUAAGCUUUUUUUGCUUUUUCUUUUUCCAUCCAAAAAAAUAUCAAAUUACAAGUUAUUGAGGAGUCUGAAGUUUCUGAGUUGCUUUAUAAUUUUGAAGAGUUGGCUUGAGAAGAAAUUCACUUUUAUUUUUUUUGUGUAUUUCUAGAAGCCAUGUCUGUUUGCUCUUUUACACGAACUCUUUCUAUAAAAACCAAAAAAAUUGAAAAUUGAGAAAUUCCGAAUUUUUUUCCGAAUUCAUUCAGCACUGACUGGCGUCCUGCGCGAGGGUGUACUCCAGGGACGAAGGACAGCAUUCGCUUACGACCACAUCACGUUGAAAAACACGCCAUCCCGUCCGAUCUGGCAAGUUAAGCAACGUUGAGAGCCGGUAGUACUUGGAUCGGAGACGGCUUGGGAAUUCGGCUUGCCGUAAGCUUUUUUUGCUUUUCUUUUCCAUCCAAAAAAAUAUUAAUUUUCAAGUUUUUAAGGAGUCUGAAGUUUCUGAGUUGCUUUAUAAUUUUGAAGAGUUGGCUUGAGAAGAAAUUCACUUUUUAUUUUUUUGUGUAUUUCUAGAAGCCAUGUCUGUUUGCUCUUUUACACGAACUCUUUCUAUGAAAACCAAAAAAAUUGAAAAAUUGAGAAAUUCCGAAUUUUUUUCCGAAUUCGUUCAGCACUGACUGGCGUCCUGCGCAAAGGUGUAUUCCAGGGACGAAGGACAGCAUUCGCUUACGACCACAUCACGUUGAAAACACGCCAUCCCGUCCGAUCUGGCAAGUUAAGCAACGUUGAGAGCCGGUAGUACUUGGAUCGGAGACGGCUUGGGAAUUCGGCUUGCCGUAAGCUUUUUGCUUUUCUUUUCCAUCCAAAAAUAUCAAAUUACAAGUUAUUAAGGAGUCUGAAGUUUCUGAGUUGCUUUAUAAUUUUGAAGAGUUGGCUUGAGAAGAAAUUCACUUUUAUUUUUUUGUGUAUUUCUAGAAGCCAUGUCUGUUUGCUCUUUUACACGAACUCUUUCUAUAAAACCAAAAAAUUGAAAAUUGAGAAAUUCCGAAUUUUUCCGAAUUCAUUCAGCACUGACUGGCGUCCUGCGCGAGGGUGUACUCCAGGGACGAAGGACAGCAUUCGCUUACGACCACAUCACGUUGAAAACACGCCAUCCCGUCCGAUCUGGCAAGUUAAGCAACGUUGAGAGCCGGUAGUACUUGGAUCGGAGACGGCUUGGGAAUUCGGCUUGCCGUAAGCUUUUUGCAAUUCUUUUUCCAUCCAAAAAAAUAUUAAUUUUCAAGUUUUUAAGGAGUCUGAAGUUUCUGAGUUGCUUUUAUAAUUUUUGAAGAGUUGGCUUGAGAAGAAAUUCACUUUUUAUUUUUUUUGUGUAUUUCUAGAAGCCAUGUCUGUUUGCUCUUUUACACGAACUCUUUCUAUGAAAACCAAAAAAAUUGAAAAUUGAGAAAUUCCGAAUUUUUUUCCGAAUUCGUUCAGCACUGACUGGCGUCCUGCGCGAGGGUGUAUUCCAGGGACGAAGGACAGCAUUCGCUUACGACCACAUCACGUUGAAAAACACGCCAUCCCGUCCGAUCUGGCAAGUUAAGCAACGUUGAGAGCCGGUAGUACUUGGAUCGGAGACGGCUUGGGAAUUCGGCUUGCCGUAAGCUUUUUUUGCAAUUCUUUUCCAUCCAAAAAAAUAUUAAUUUUCAAGUUUUUUUAAGGAGUCUGAAGUUUCUGAGUUGCUUUAUAAUUUUGAAGAGUUGGCUUGAGAAGAAAUUCACUUUUUAUUUUUUUUGUGUAUUUCUAGAAGCCAUGUCUGUUUUGCUCUUUUACACGAACUCUUUCUAUAAAACCAAAAAAUUGAAAAUUGAGAAAUUCCGAAUUUUUCCGAAUUCGUUCAGCACUGACUGGCGUCCUGCGCGAGGGUGUAUUCCAGGGACGAAGGACAGCAUUCGCUUACGACCACAUCACGUUGAAAACACGCCAUCCCGUCCGAUCUGGCAAGUUAAGCAACGUUGAGAGCCGGUAGUACUUGGAUCGGAGACGGCUUGGGAAUUCGGCUUGCCGUAAGCUUUUUGCAAUUCUUUUCCAUCCAAAAAUAUUAAUUUUCAAGUUUUUAAGGAGUCUGAAGUUUCUGAGUUGCUUUAUAAUUUUGAAGAGUUGGCUUGAGAAGAAAUUCACUUUUAUUUUUUUGUGUAUUUCUAGAAGCCAUGUCUGUUUGCUCUUUUACACGAACUCUUUCUAUGAAAACCAAAAAAAUUGAAAAUUGAGAAAUUCCGAAUUUUUUUCCGAAUUCGUUCAGCACUGACUGGCGUCCUGCGCGAGGGUGUAUUCCAGGGACGAAGGACAGCAUUCGCUUACGACCACAUCACGUUGAAAACACGCCAUCCCGUCCGAUCUGGCAAGUUAAGCAACGUUGAGAGCCGGUAGUACUUGGAUCGGAGACGGCUUGGGAAUUCGGCUUGCCGUAAGCUUUUUGCUUUUCUUUUCCAUCCAAAAAUAUCAAAUUACAAGUUUUUAAGGAGUCUGAAGUUUCUGAGUUGCUUUAUAAUUUUGAAGAGUUGGCUUGAGAAGAAAUUUAUCUUUUUAUUUUUUUGUUUCUGUAUUUCUGAAGACUCGCUUUUGUUUGAGCUUCUGCAACACUUUUUCAAAAAGCCAAUGGGCAAAAAAAAAAUUGAAAAUUGAGAAAUUCCGAAUUUUUCCGAAUUCGUUCAGCACUGACUGGCGUCCUGCGCGAGGGUGUAUUCCAGGGACGAAGGACAGCAUUCGCUUACGACCACAUCACGUUGAAAACACGCCAUCCCGUCCGAUCUGGCAAGUUAAGCAACGUUGAGAGCCGGUAGUACUUGGAUCGGAGACGGCUUGGGAAUUCGGCUUGCCGUAAGCUUUUUGCAAUUCUUUUCCAUCCAAAAAUGUUAAUUUUCAAGUUUUUAAGGAGUCUGGAGUUUCUCAGUUACUUUAUAAUUUUGAAGAGUUAGCUUGAGAAGAAAUUCACUUUUAUUUUUUUGUGUAUUUCUAGAAGCCAUGUCUGUUUGCUCUUUUACACGAACUCUUUCUAUAAAACCAAAAAAUUGAAAAUUGAGAAAUUCCGAAUUUUUCCGAAUUCGUUCAGCACUGACUGGCGUCCUGCGCGAGGGUGUAUUCCAGGGACGAAGGACAGCAUUCGCUUACGACCACAUCACGUUGAAAACACGCCAUCCCGUCCGAUCUGGCAAGUUAAGCAACGUUGAGAGCCGGUAGUACUUGGAUCGGAGACGGCUUGGGAAUUCGGCUUGCCGUAAGCUUUUUUUGCAAUUCUUUUCCAUCCAAAAAUGUUAAUUUUCAAGUUUUUAAGGAGUCUGGAGUUUCUCAGUUACUUUAUAAUUUUGAAGAGUUGGCUUGAGAAGAAAUUUAUCUUUUUAUUUUUUUGUUUCUGUAUUUCUGAAGACUCGCUUUUGUUUGAGCUUCUGCAACACUUUUUCAAAAAGCCAAUGGGCAAAAAAAAAAUUGAAAAUUGAGAAAUUCCGAAUUUUUCCGAAUUCGUUCAGCACUGACUGGCGUCCUGCGCGAGGGUGUAUUCCAGGGACGAAGGACAGCAUUCGCUUACGACCACAUCACGUUGAAAAACACGCCAUCCCGUCCGAUCUGGCAAGUUAAGCAACGUUGAGAGCCGGUAGUACUUGGAUCGGAGACGGCUUGGGAAUUCGGCUUGCCGUAAGCUUUUUGCAAUUCUUUUUCCAUCCAAAAAAAUAUUAAUUUUCAAGUUUUUUUAAGGAGUCUGAAGUUUCUGAGUUGCUUUAUAAUUUUGAAGAGUUGGCUUGAGAAGAAAUUCACUUUUAUUUUUUUUGUGUAUUUCUAGAAGCCAUGUCUGUUUGCUCUUUUACACGAACUCUUUCUAUGAAAACCAAAAAAAUUGAAAAAUUGAGAAAUUCCGAAUUUUUCCGAAUUCGUUCAGCACUGACUGGCGUCCUGCGCGAGGGUGUAUUCAGGGACGAAGGACAGCAUUCGCUUACGACCACAUCACGUUGAAAAACACGCCAUCCCGUCCGAUCUGGCAAGUUAAGCAACGUUGAGAGCCGGUAGUACUUGGAUCGGAGACGGCUUGGGAAUUCGGCUUGCCGUAAGCUUUUUGCAAUUCUUUUCCAUCCAAAAAAAUAUUAAUUUUCAAGUUUUUUUAAGGAGUCUGAAGUUUCUGAGUUGCUUUAUAAUUUUUGAAGAGUUGGCUUGAGAAGAAAUUUCAUCUUUUUAUUUUUUUGUUUCUGUAUUUCUGAAGACAUCGCUUUCUGUUUGAGCUUCUGCAACGAACUCUUUUCAUAAAAGCCAAUGGGAAAAAAAUUGAAAAUUGAGAAAUUCCGAAUUUUUUUCCGAAUUCGUUCAGCACUGACUGGCGUCCUGCGCGAGGGUGUAUUCCAGGGACGAAGGACAGCAUUCGCUUACGACCACAUCACGUUGAAAAACACGCCAUCCCGUCCGAUCUGGCAAGUUAAGCAACGUUGAGAGCCGGUAGUACUUGGAUCGGAGACGGCUUGGGAAUUCGGCUUGCCGUAAGCUUUUUGCAAUUCUUUUCCAUCCAAAAAUAUUAAUUUUCAAGUUUUUAAGGAGUCUGAAGUUUCUGAGUUGCUUUAUAAUUUUGAAGAGUUGGCUUGAGAAGAAAUUCACUUUUAUUUUUUUGUGUAUUUCGAGAAGCCAUGUCUGUUUGCUCUUUUACACGAACUCUUUCUAUGAAACCAAAAAAUAAAAUUGAAAAUUGAGAAAUUCCGAAUUUUUCCGAAUUCGUUCAGCACUGACUGGCGUCCUGCGCGAGGGUGUAUUCCAGGGACGAAGGACAGCAUUCGCUUACGACCACAUCACGUUGAAAACACGCCAUCCCGUCCGAUCUGGCAAGUUAAGCAACGUUGAGAGCCGGUAG